This is a messenger RNA of Dictyostelium purpureum, 666 nucleotides long. RefSeq lists its product as uncharacterized. The transcript has 2 exons. The record is from RefSeq and is a predicted model, not a curated record. Lineage: Eukaryota; Evosea; Eumycetozoa; Dictyosteliales; Dictyosteliaceae. Bases 1 to 666 code for a protein of 221 amino acids.
AUGUAUUCUGUUAAAGAAGAAAACGUAGACUCAGUAAAAGUCGAAAAUGACAUUGCCGCUAAACUUGUCGCUGCAGAACAGUACAUCAUUAAAUUGGUGGAGGAAAAUAAAAGACUUAACGUAGAAAUCAAGGACAUAUCUAGCAAACUCAACAAUUCAUUAGCUCUUAGGGAGGAACAAAAUAACUUGUUUAAUGGCGAAGUUGGGAAGGUAAAACUUCUUAAAGAAAUGGUAGAGGAUCUUAGAUUGAAGUGCCAGUCAGUUCCAAAGUUUGAACCAAAAGUUGAACAAAUUAUCAAAAAAAAGUCAACUUUGAGUACUGAGAACGUGAAUGAACUCAAGAUGGAGCUCAAAGAAUCAGUCGGAGGCUUUAUAAACCGUUCAGAGUUUAUCUUCCGUGAUGUCAAUAUCACGAAGGGUGCUGAUAAGUUAGAUCAAAUGAUCAAUAAGGUUUUUUACAGAGAAAGCAAAUGGGUAAAGAUCUUAAAAGGUUUAGAGGAUUAUAGGGCAAGAAUGGAAAGAGAGGAUACUGAGCCAGAAUGGUCAGAAAUGUGUAAGAUCAUUAGAAGAAAGGACGACAAAGUCGAACGUCGUGAAGUUGUUACAAGCAAACUAGAGAAAGCCAAAUCUGGUGUUAACGAUGAGGAUGAUGAAAUUAUACCUUAA